AUGGAUAGUCCGCCCGUUCAGAUCGUGAAAGGACCUAGAGGUGGCGAGCAGCUAAUACAUAAGGGAUUUUUAUUCCGCCUCAACAGACGAGAACGGGAGAAGACUUACUGGAAGUGUGUAUAUGUCGGAUGCCUUGCCACUGUAACUACUCAAGGAAAAAACGUGACCGAAGGUAAGCCUCAUGUGAUCCACACCAAGGAGGAGGCAGCCAAACAAUUACAUAGUGACUCCCUAACCUGGAAAAUUCGUGAACGAGUGACGGCGGAACCUCAUACAUCCAUCCCUCUCAUCUAUCGGGAGGAAGCAGGGAAACGUCACCUGGACGAUCCCGAUGCUUCUGAAUUCACGCCCCCUUUCCAAACCAUCAAAUCCGGUUUGUACAAACGGAGGCGGAAGACUGUACCUCCUGCACCGACAUCUCUGGAGGAUGUUCGCAUCACUGGCGAUUGGGAAUUAACGCUGGACGGACGAGUUUUUUCAUGGCUCCUCAACCCUUUGUCCAACUUUACUCACUACGUCACCACUCCAAGAGGCAAAAUUGGAUCUCAUGAAGGAUCACUCUCCAUGCCAGUUGUCUUUGCUUUUCUCCCCGACAAGCGCAUGGACACCUAUCGCAAAUUAUUUCAAGCUCUACUGGAAAUUUGCACCAAGGCAGGCCUUUCUUUCAGUCCCAAGUUAUUUCUCUUGGACUUUGAGAGAGCUGUCAUCACUACAUUACAGCUGAUCUUCCCUUCUGCGAUGGUCAAAGGUUGCUAUUUUCACUUCACCCAGGCCAUAUACAGGAAGGUCCAGGAACUUGGCAUUUCAGGACCUUUCAUGAAGUCCAAAGAAGUGAAGCUGUGGAUCAGAAGAGUUAUGGCUCUACCUUUCAUCCCGUUGGAAAGCAUCGAUGACGUCUACCUUUGGAUUAUUGCAGAAGCACCAUCCUUGUCUGGAGUCCAGGAGUUCCUGGACUACUUGGUUGAAACGUGGAUUGAUGAUGAGGAACAGAAGAUCAAUGAAAUGCAUUUGAGGAAGAAAGCGUCCCCAGGAGAUAACUCGAGCAACAAAUACAUCCAGAGGAAAGUCGGAAUCUCCAAAGCCGAGGACGACCUUUUGCUUGGCGCAAUUGACGUCAGAAAGUUCACAGAUCGAAUCGUGCAGCUUUAUAAGCUGAAGAUUUUCUCCUGA
This is a messenger RNA of Darwinula stevensoni, 1170 nucleotides long. The record is from the annotation of a GenBank genome assembly. NCBI's taxonomy places the organism in Eukaryota, Metazoa, Arthropoda, Ostracoda, Podocopida, Darwinulidae.